UUUUUUGACAGGUGUCACACGGCUAUAAUUUUCACGUUGCACCGUUUCUAAUGGUUUUCUUCCGUUGACAGAUAGUGUGAGCUGUUGAAGUAUGAUUUUAAGUGCAGGAUAUGUUGUAUUAUAUGUGGUCAGGUUGUUGAGUCGUAGUAGAAGGAGGAAGAUGUAUCUGCAGACAAUAAGACAGGUUGUACAAAAACACAGUAUCUUCAUCAAAAAGUCUGUGAGUGAAAAAUGGUCGGCUGCUGCAAGUACUUUGAUACAGUGUCCACUGGUAAAGGGAUCACAGAGGUUUACCCACAAACCAUUGCUAGAAGAUGAUCAUAUUGCUAUGAUGUCUGUAGAGCCAAAGCAAGUUGUGAAUCUGACAGAUGGUUGGACAGAAUAUUACAGACCACAAGGAGAGUAUAGGGAGGAUUCUACUCAUGAAGAUGUUGUGUUACUGCUGGAGGCUAGAGACCUACCAAUGUUUGAUACUUUCUUUAGAACACGAGCUACAAGGUACAUGUUCAAAUACCAGAUACUAGCUCAUGGUGCUGCAGUGGCAUGGAAGUCAGGUUCUCCAUUUGGGAUUAUUUUACACUGUACCUUGGACGAGUUUGUCACGUUGUCCAUGGCAUUUUGUGAGGAUCGUCUUACGAUGGAUGAAGAUCUAGAAGUUCACUCCAUAAUGUGUAAGUGA
Messenger RNA from Ruditapes philippinarum (Manila clam), 679 nucleotides. RefSeq lists its product as uncharacterized. Bases 92 to 679 code for a protein of 195 amino acids. The record is from RefSeq and is a predicted model, not a curated record. The transcript is spliced from 6 exons. Lineage: Eukaryota; Metazoa; Mollusca; Bivalvia; Venerida; Veneridae.